Suillus paluster is the source of this 604-nucleotide messenger RNA. RefSeq lists its product as uncharacterized. NCBI's taxonomy places the organism in Eukaryota, Fungi, Basidiomycota, Agaricomycetes, Boletales, Suillaceae. The record is from RefSeq and is a predicted model, not a curated record. The transcript has a single exon. Bases 86 to 508 code for a protein of 140 amino acids.
UGUGUCCAUUUAUGUAUCGCAUACAAAUUAAUGUACUCAGUACAAGUUUUUCUGUAGGCAUCGUACGCAUGCAGAUCUUCUCUCCAUGACUCUAACUAACUCCCGGAACACUCGUAAAGCUCAACUCGUAUGCUCUGGCCUCGGGCAACACUUUGUAAGUCCGAGGAAAGCCAGAGACAAGAGGAAAACGCAAACACUCGUGGCAUUGCCUGGCGCGGAACUCAAGCGUCGUCAUCUACUUGCUCAAAUGCAACGCCUCAUGGAUCCUACAUCAUCCCAAACAUUGUGUUCUCCUCGUACCACACUGGGUGGUCCCUCUGGUGAAGCAGACAACAUGAACACGCACAAUUUUGAUUUCACAGGCGCUGAAGACCAAAUGUCGGAGGAAGUCUCUUCUGAUAGGCUCACAGACAUAGAGACAAGUCCACGCAAGCGGCGCAUUCUCCCCGAUAAAUCGACAGAUACAUUAUACGCCAACUGGCAGAAGCUUAUACCCACCCUCGUUUGACCCGCAAUUGAGUUAUUAUGCUCGAACUCUUGGGCAAGCCUUGGAGAAAACUCACGAUGUGAUCUCAGCAUGCGGGACUCACACAUGCGCUCAUAA